AUACUCCAUAAUACAAUUUGAAAAAAAAAAAAAAAAAGGUCCAAUUAAUGCAAUUGGAACAAUCUCAGCUCAAAUAGUGGUAGUAUCACUGAAGCUCUCCGUGAGCGAGUCUCAUGCUUAGUGAGGAUUGAGGAAUUAGCAAAUUGUAGUAAUAGUAGUGCUUCAAGUAAACUUUUUUGCUCCAAUUCAUGAUGUGAAAACUGCAAGAUAUGCUGGGAAAUCCUGUUAUUCAAUACAAAUCUGGUGAUGUUUUACAGUUCUCUAUUCGUUCCGCUCGCAUAUGCUACCACCUCCAAGUGGGUACAAGAAGCAAAUUGAGGGGAUGGGAUCAGAAUAUUAGCUGCUCCCUUUUUCUCAAGCCUCGUCUUGAUUGCGUCCGUACAAGACCUCUAGUUCGGUUCAAGGUACGUGCAGUUGCUGAAGAAACUGACCAGCCAAAGUGGUGGGAAAAAAAUGCUGGAGCAAAUAUGGUUGACAUUCAUUCAACACAAGAAUUUGUUGAUGCUUUAAGUCAAGCUGGAGAUAGCUUAGUGAUCGUUGACUUCUAUGGCACGUGGUGUGCCUCUUGUCGAGCAUUAUUCCCCAAACUCUGCAAAAUAGCUGAAGAACAUCCAGAGGUUCUCUUUCUCAAGGUAAACUUUGAUGAGAACAAGGGUUUGUGCAAAAGUUUGAAUAUAAAG
Messenger RNA from Coffea eugenioides, 680 nucleotides. Its product is annotated as thioredoxin-like 2-1, chloroplastic. The annotation marks the transcript as partial. The transcript has 3 exons. Lineage: Eukaryota; Viridiplantae; Streptophyta; Magnoliopsida; Gentianales; Rubiaceae. The record is from RefSeq and is a predicted model, not a curated record. Gene Ontology annotation, biological process: cell redox homeostasis.